GGUGUUCUUUCUUCUUCCUUUCUGUGUGCUACUGUGUUUGGGUUUUUAGUUUGGUGGUGCUGUUUUCGUUCUACGAUGAAUCUACCUGAUUGCAGUGCAUCUCAUUUGGCUUUCUGUCGCAAGCAUUGUCUGUUUAUGUUUCAUGGAAUCACUCUUAAGCGCAUCUCUACCGUUCCUUCUCGUCCUGGCCUAUCUCCUUCUAUGUUACGUGGCAGCUUGCAUGAUGAGGAUAUGUUGGAGUCAUUCUCUUGUGCCACGUCUAGGAGAGCUUCAGCUGAUCACUCAUCUGUGAAGGAUUCGAUUAUACGACACGGUGCCACGUACAAAAGAAAGAUUUGGGAAAGAUUAGAUGUAUUUGAAGGGAAUUCACGACCUAUGAAGCUGCCUAAAGUUGAGGAUAAUCAUUGCUUUGAAGGCAUUUUUUUUGUUUUUGGUAAUAUGCUUUGACGACAUUUAAAUGUCAUCAGAUUCAAAUUUUUAGCAUUGCCAAGCCGGUGGUCAUGAACUCUAAUGGGCUCAACUAUUCUCACUUGGUGCAAAGGGUGUUCUUUUGAAGCCCAAAGUUGUUUCUUAUGGGCAAGCCCAUUUUCAGUCUCCUUUAAGCUGAGCCACAACUAAGCGGACAUUGUCAGCUGGCAUUUCCAAGGUUGUUUCGAUAAAUCAGACCAUAUUUACCAAUCUUAUUCAUGGCUUUGAUCGUGAAGGAGGGCACCUAAGAGCAAUCUCUCCUAGUACGGUUCUUCCAAACAACCAUGCUGAGUUUGCUGAUCUUGGAUUUGUUACUGUUACUAGCUCAGUUCGGUCACACCUUAAACGCAAGCAGACGCUAUUCUUUAGCAUGGAACAGGAUUGGGGUUUUGCGAGGUUUCCCCCACAAAAACAUCGCAUACUUUUUUGCUGAGGAUCUCCAUGUAUUGCAGGUGCAUGGAGAUCCAUAAUGUUGCGCUGCAAUGUUUUCUCUCUCGUCUUGUUCUGUUUUGUUUGCUCUGUUUCAGGUUUUGUUUCCUUGGUUCAUGUAGCUAUGUUCCAUUCAAUGCCCUGGCUUCCUCACAUCAAGCUUUGGCUUUCAAAAUCCUGCGAGAGAAGAUUCACUGAAUCGAAACUUAUAUGGUUCAGUAAUUUGCUCAAUUUACUCGCUGCAAUUACAUUGGCUCAUUGUGAAUUGGCUUUUAAGUUGGUUCUUCACGUCUUGGGAGUUCAACUCAACAACAUUUGCAUGAUAAGAUCAGCAUGAUUUGGGCUUUUGCUUC
Molecule: messenger RNA, 1250 nt
Organism: Prosopis cineraria
Lineage: Eukaryota; Viridiplantae; Streptophyta; Magnoliopsida; Fabales; Fabaceae
Exons: 2
Coding region: 76-447 (123 amino acids)
Source: RefSeq, a predicted model, not a curated record